Messenger RNA from Effrenium voratum, 3168 nucleotides. Lineage: Eukaryota; Dinophyceae; Suessiales; Symbiodiniaceae. The record is from the annotation of a GenBank genome assembly.
AUGACAGAGAAGCUCGGCAAGGUCUAUGAGAAAACCUUUGCAGAGAUUCGCUCCUCACUGUCAGGAGACACCUAUGCCAAUGUCCAUGACUGGAUGCAGGCAGAGUACUUGGCGAACCCUGCCCAGCUGAUGUCUGAGCUGAAGGAGCUGGAGGGUGAGUGCCGGCAGAUACUUGGGCUCCCAGGCUCCAGCAACAUCCAGAGCACAGUCCCUGACUCCUUGGUGACUGACCAAGAUGUACCCCGACGCUUCAAGUUGGCCCUGUGGCAGUUUGGCUUCCUGGCUGACAGCCAGCUCAAGGGGCCUGUCCAGUCAUACGCAGUGUCCCUCACCUGCACCCAGCGAGACAACUUGCAGAAGCUGAUGGUGUUCAAGAGAGGCUCAGAAGUGCAGCCAUUCACGGUGGCACUGGCCAUCGGAUCUGCUACAGUCAUGAGCUGCUUUCUGUUCGCAAUCUUCAGCAAAAGGCUCGACAUUCUCGCAGAGCACAUCACGGACGAAGAACUGCAAAGGGAGUUGGCCUUGCGCCUGAUGAAGACCCUUGUGCUCCACACGACGAGCUCUGGAGAUGACAAUCCCGACAGAAGAAUGCUUCAAAGCCUGGGGGAGAAGCGUGCAGCUGCGCAGCGCACGCAUCCGAGCCCCUUCCAGCACUGGUCUAGGGAGCAGCGCCUGCGCGACCUCAUCCGUGAGCAGAACGCAUCCGCGGUGUCAAAAGCUCGAGUGGGCACAGAGGAGAUGUCAGUGAUGAUAUUCCUGGACAGUGCAGGCCCUGAGACCAGGAAAAUCAUUGCGGCAGCCCACCAGAGCGAGGCGCCGCAGUUCACGGCGUUCCCGUUGUCGCUUCUCACCAAGGACUUCUUGCACCCGAAGAAAGAGGAGAACCCGGUCUGGCAUGCGAUCCACGGCCAUUCCUGGGAGAAGGUCGAGUGGUGGGCCCGAAGCGUCUAUGGCAAAUGGGAGCAUAAGAUCUCCCAAGUGAUCCAGGCUGGGCAGGUUCCAGCCGUCAAGAGCUCGACAGGCUGCGCGCCCUUCCGAGAUUCCGGCAAAGAACUGGAAAUCUACUGCAUGGCCCAGCUCAUGCAGCACUACAACCACGCCUUCGUGAAGAUGUUGCCACAGGACCGCUACAAAGAGCUCAUGACCAUGUGGAACAGUGGCCUGGUGGACUCGAAGGUCAUGCCCGCCAUCAUGGCGAAGCGCAAGGAAUUUGAGCCGAGGGAUCUCGCCUUCCUUGCCCUGCAAGACGAUCGAGCUCCCCGCGACUUCCUCAAUCCAGCAGGGACUGCUGAAAAGCAGGAAGCUCUCAAGCGCCUGGUCAAGCAGCUCCAGCAUGAGCAGCGCGCCUGGCGGGUGUACUUGCAGAAGGCAAAGGCCUCCGACGACAUGCAGAGGGGCGACUGGAACGUCCAGGUGGCGAGGCAGCAGGAGCGCCUUGAGGAGGCCUGGCAGAGCCUCAGCAGUGCCUGGUGUGUCACGACAGCCGCCAAGGACACUGCUGUCCGGGAAAUUGAUGUCAUGACCUCAGCACAGCCAUGCCACACGUCGCUGCCCACCGGCACAUGCUGGCAGAUGCGGCAGAUGCUGUCCAGGAUCCCGCCUUGCCAGCCAUGCUACGGGAAGAUGGACAGCUCAGGAGACGAAAGGGUGGAGAGCACAGCCAGGCAUGUGGAGCUGUGGCUGGAUCAACUUUCAAAGCCUGAGCACAAGCUCCUCAUCCGCAAGGUGAGGGUGACCUGGAGCGCGGAGACAUUUUACAGCCCAGAGCGGGAGCUUGCCUGGGAAGCAUGGAUCACACUGUCAUCCACGACCAGGGUGCCCAACAAAGCCAGCUCCUUCAAUCACGUGCUGGGCAACAGCCCACUUCUGAAGCGCGGUGCUUUUCCAGUUUUCAUCAACGCCAUGGCUCGGAAGGACUUCCGCAACUGGAAGGUGCCGCUGGGCUUCGAUGGUGCUGGAGGCUCCAACAACGCCUUGUCCAUUGAGCAGCUGCAGUGGUUCAGCGGCUCUGAGCUCCACUCACAGUUUUUGCGCCACCUCUUCAUGGGCUCCAGCUUGGGGAAGCAGAGCCGGGUUCAGGUCAUCGACAUGUUUCUUCUCGACGACCAGCCUGGAACAAGUGUGGUGGACUUGAACUGCCUCAGCGACCGCGGGCUUCCUCAAGUCGGGUACUGUGGAAUAGUGUGGAUCCAAGAGAAAGCACUUGUGAGGAAUGUCAUCCUGGAGAAUGUCACCACAUCCCUCUCUAACAUGUACAAGGAAAAGCUCCGACAGAAGACGCUGCUCUUGGAGACGGGGGUCGUCGUCCCGGAGGUUGGCCAGGGGGCGGGUGCACAGCACACAAAGCCUGAGUAUGACCCCAAGGACUUUGAGCUGUGCUGGCCAAGGGCAAAUCAGGAGCUUCCACUUCGGCAGACCACUGUGGAUCAGGCAGAGAAGCUCAAUGGCAUCUCCAUCACAGACUCCAGUGGUCAAGGGAUCCAGUGGUCCAGCCUUCAAAAGGCCCACAACGACGAGUUCUGCCCCAGCGGUGAGGCCUACAACCCUGCCAGCAACAAGAGGAGCCCAGAGUGCAGCACCGAGCCUCCAGAUGGCCUGCUGAGCACUGGAGUUGCCACGGACGACUUCCAGCUGAUCUUGGCACCUGACGGCUCUCUUUACGUCAAAGCCCUCAAAGACUCCUGCCUGGAAAGCAGUGCAGCACUGUUCCUGUGCAAAGGCACGUACAAAACUGGAGCAACCGCCAAGGCAGAGAAGGGCAAGCCUGGCUCCGCCUUCAUUCCCUCCGAGAUGAGCCAGGACACCUUGGUGGUUGUCGACUUGGGCGGCACCCGCUGUCCGAACGGUGCUCCUCCCAGUUUUCCAGUGCCUCUUGGAGCUGCCUUGCAAUGGUUUGCCGGCGCGCGUCUUCAGGUCGGUGCAAUCAAGGUAGCCGCCACAGAUGAUGUCAUCUACCAGCUGGAUGUGAGCCGCAAAGAUAUGGACCCAAAGGCAGUGAUUGCAAAGGAAGCACUGUCCAGCUACGUUGACUAUAGCAAGCUCACCCAUCUCAAGGCAAUCCAGCGGGUGAAGUAUGAUGAGAGUGGUAAGGCGCUCAAGCAAGGCAUUCCCGCUGUUCACGCAUCCCAGUCAAUUCGUCUCAAAAAGGACGAAGUGUAUAAGAUGUAG